CCAACCCAGUCUGGAAGCACCUCUUAUUAAUGUUACAAGGAAACUGCUACCUCAGCAAACAAAAGGAAAGAAGAAGACUUAUAAUAAAAAAUGCCAUUUUUUUGAAGAAAAAAAAAUUGUUUUCAGAAAAUAUUAAAGGAAAUUUGGAAAUUUUUCGCAUUUAGAAAAAGCUUUACAGGUAAAUGGAUUUGGCAGGCAGGCUCUGUCAAAAUUCUGAGAUUUGAUCUUCCUUCCUAAGGACUUAGUGUGAAGUGAUUCUGUACUGCUUUUUAAAUUGCUGUUGAUCAGCUUGUGGGUUUUUGGGUUCUAACUUUUCUGGUAUAUUGAAGAUACAUUAUAUUACAUUUUUUAAAGUUAAGUUAUUUUUCUGCCAUUGUAAAUACAAGUAUCAAAAUAUUCUUGCAAAGCAGUUCUCAGUAAACAUUUUCCUCAGCAACCAUAUCUUUUUAUUAAGAGGAUGGAAUGCUAGCAGUUCUUAUAUAGCAUUUUGGACACACUUAUUUUUUGUCAGAAGUCCUGCCUCCACUGAAAAUAUUAACUAGAUAAACUUCUUGUCCUUUUCACGUCGACAUUGGAUCACAUGGUCACCUGCCUCAUGGAAAUGCCUUUUUUAAAACUUAGAUUUGCAGAACUCCACUAUUUUUAUACCUAGCCACCGUUUUAGGAAGAAAAAAAAAGGAAUCAGAACCCUGACCCUCUCCCGGUCACUGGGACAGUGCCCUUCCCGCAUGUAUUGCUGCAGUGCCCAGGACAGUAAAAUGGACUACAAGCGGCGCUUCCUGCUUGGCGGGUCCAAGCAGAAGGUGCAGCAGCACCAGCAGUACCCAGUGCCCGAGCUGGGCCGAGCACUGAGUGCUCCCCUGGCAUCUGCGGCCACCACCACGCCCCUGGGCAGCCUGACCGCUGCAGGCAGCUGCCACCACGCCAUGCCCCACUCCACUCCCAUUGCCGACAUCCAGCAGGGCAUCUCCAAGUACCUGGACGCCCUCAACGUCUUCUGCCGUGCCAGUACUUUCCUCACAGAUCUCUUCAGCACUGUGUUCAGGAACUCUCACUACUCCAAGGCAGCCAUGCAGCUCAAAGAUGUGCAGGAGCACGUCAUGGAAGCAGCCAGUCGGCUGACUUCAGCCAUCAAGCCUGAGAUUGCCAAGAUGCUGAUGGAGCUUAGUGCUGGGGCUGCGAACUUGACGGAUCAGAAGGAAUUCAGUCUCCAGGACAUUGAGGUGUUGGGACGAUGCUUCUUGACAGUGGUGCAGGUCCAUUUCCAGUUUUUGACCCAGGCAUUACAGAAGGUACAGCCCGUGGCUCACUCUUGCUUUGCUGAAGUUGUUGUGCCAGAAAAAAAGAACAGCAGCAGUGGCGGCGGUUUGUCUGGCAUGGGCCACACAUCGGAACUGGAGGAAGCUGUGCGAUCCUGGCGAGGGGCUGCUGAGGCAACAUCUAGACUGAGAGAAAGAGGCUGUGAUGGCCGCCUGGCGGGAAUUGAAGUUCAGCAGCUCUUCUGUUCUCAAAGUGCAGCAAUUCCCGAGCACCAGCUAAAAGAACUGAACAUAAAAAUUGAUAGUGCUCUGCAAGCAUAUAAAAUAGCUCUGGAAAGCUUAGGUCACUGUGAAUAUGCAAUGAAAGCUGGUUUCCACCUGAAUCCAAAGGCAAUAGAAGCCAGUUUGCAGGGCUGCUGCAGCGAGGCAGAGGCCCAGCAGACGGGGCGGAGGCAGACCCCGCCACAGCCCAUGCAGUGUGAGCUUCCCACUGUGCCCGUGCAGAUAGGAUCAAGCUUCCUGAAGGGGGUCUCCUUCAACGAGUCGGCUGCCGACAACCUGAAACUCAAGACGCAUACGAUGUUGCAGCUGAUCAAGGAGGCAGGCUGCUAUAAUGGAAUUACGCCCAGGGACGACUUUCCUGUGACUGAAGUCCUGAACCAGGUGUGCCCAUCCACGUGGCGGGGUGCCUGCAAGACUGCCGUGCAGCUGCUGUUUGGCCAGGCCGGACUGGUGGUAGUUGACACAGCACAGAUCGAAAAUAAAGAAGCCUAUGCCCCCCAAAUCAGUUUAGAAGGCUCCAGAAUUGUGGUUCAAGUCCCAUCCACAUGGUGCCUGAAAGAAGACCCGGCUACCAUGUCCCUGCUGCAGAGAAGCCUAGAUCCCGAGAAGACGCUGGGCCUGGUGGAUGUGCUUUACACUGCGGUGCUGGACCUCACCCGCUGGAGGGCAGGGAGGGAACAAGCUUUACCCUGCAUACAGAUCCAGCUUCAGAGGGAGAUCUGUGAUUUUGGAAAUCAGGCUGACUUGCCUUCUGGGAAUGGGAACAAGUCUUCAGGUGGCCUGCAAAAGACAUUCUCCAAGCUGACCUCCCGGUUCACCAAGAAAGCUUCAUGUCCCAGCUCAAGCAGCAGCACGAGUUAUUCCAUUCCAAAUACCCCUUCCAAAAACAUCUUCAUAGCCGGGUGUUCGGAAGAGAAGGCCAAAAUGCCCACUAAUAUGGAUUCAAGGCUACAAAGCAUUUUGAACAUUGGUAAUUUCCCUAGGACUGCAGACCCUUCACAGUCAGCUCAGAAUUCCAGUAAUCACAUGGCCAAUGGUUUUCUCCUGGAGAGGCGUGACAACUUCCUGCAAGGGGAUGAUGGCAAGGAUGAGAAGGGUAUGAAUUUGCCAACUGAUCAGGAAAUGCAGGAGGUGAUCGAUUUUCUCUCGGGCUUUAACAUGGGCCAGUCACACCAGGGCUCCCCGCUGGUGACACGGCGUAACUCUGCUGCCACAGCCAUGGUGACUGAGCAGAAGGCAGGAGCCAUGCAGCCACAGCAGCCAUCACUGCCAGUGCCCCCACCACCGCGGCCACCCCAGGCCGGGGCGCAUACACCUCUGACACCCCAGCCGGGCCUGGCACCUCAGCAGCAGUCCCCAAAGCAACCGCAGCCCCAGGUCCAGUACUACCAACACCUGCUGCAACCUGUCGGACCUCAGCAGCCCCUGCCCCAGCCCCGGGCCCCUGGGAAAUGGGUACCUGGCUCAUCCCAGCAGCCAGCGCAACCCGUCGGAGCUGGUCUGUCUCCCCUUGGCCAGUGGCCUGGCAUAUCUGAUCUCAGUUCUGACUUGUACAGCUUGGGUCUGGUGAGCAGCUGUUUGGAUGAUGUGAUGUCGGAGGUUUUGGGACAAAAGGCACAGGGACCUAGAAAUAACACCUGGCCAAACCGUGACCAAAGCGAUGGAGUCUUCGGGAUGUUGGGAGAGAUUCUGCCUUUUGAUCCUGCAGUGGGUUCAGAUCCCGAGUUUGUGCGCUAUGUGGCAGGAGUGAGCCAAGCAAUGCAGCAGAAACGGCAAGUCCAACAUGGUCGCCGCCCAGGCAACCCUCGGGGCCACUGGUCACCCAUGGAUGAUGCCCAUCGGACCUGGCCCUUCCCAGAGUUCUUUGCAGAAGGGGAUGGCCUGCACAGCGGCUGGGCGGGGGCUCAGGGAGACUCAGCCAGCUCGAGUGAUGAGACAUCCUCUGCCAACGGAGAUAGCUUGUUCUCCAUGUUUUCAGGGCCUGACCUCGUUGCUGCUGUCAAGCAGAGAAGGAAGCACAGCAGUGGUGACCAGGAGACCAGCACGCCGCCCUCAGCGCCUCUUCUCACCGCAGCGGAGGACGUGAACCAGGAUAACAAAACCAAAACGUGGCCGCCCAAAGCCCCCUGGCAGCACCCUUCCCCGCUGCCCAGCACCCUGCCUGGCCCAAGCACACCACUCUAUGCAGUCGCCAGCCCCGGCAGCCAGUGGAGCGACCCCAUGCAGAUGCUGCAGUCCCCGGUGUGGGCCGCCACCAGUGACUGCAGUGCCGCCUCCUUCGCCUACGUGCAGCCCCCGCCGCAGCCCCCACCCCCACCAGCACACAAGGCAGCCCCCAAGGGCUUCAAGGCCUUCCCUGGGAAGGCUGAGCGCAGACCGGCCUACUUGCCCCAGUACUGACCCCGGGCCUGCCUGCCUGCCCGCCCAGAGCUUUUGGGGCCAGGGGCUCCAGCCCAGGGCUGACUGGCUGGCAACAGCCCCCCAGAGGACCAGUGUACCCCUGUCCCAGGCAGGGAUCCUUGGGGAUGGAGGUGGUUGGCAGCUCCAAGCCUUUAAGGCCUGGCUUCUCAAAACUCUGGAGGCAUCAGACACCUGGAGGGCCAGAUGAAGAUGGAGUUUUCUGACUCUCCUCAGGGAGAUGCCAGGGGAUGUUUGAGUUUAAUAAGCACCUCUGGUGAUUCUGAUGCAGGUGGGCCACUGGCCACACUUUGAGAAACACAGCUCUCAAGUUUGUAGACCCCACUGUGUGUGUUGGGAAGGCGUUGGGGCUGAAGGCUGAGAGCAAAACUGACCAUUCUUCUGAAACCUUCCCUUUCCCUCCUUAACACGUUGAGUGAUGACCACACCAAUCACUGUAUUUUAUAGCUAUUUUUCAUAUAGGUUUUUAGUUAAAAUAUCUCCUGCCUAAAAUGCAUUGAAUAUUUUAAGAUAACAAAUAGAGUGGCUGGAGGUUUUUCAACACUAUAUUUAAGCUUCUAUGAACUGGGCAAAGGAUAGCAUAUUUGUGAUGAGAAGCAAUCACCUGGGUUUUCUGUAGAUGGACAGCCCCUCGCCACCCCCAGCAGCACCCAAGGGGUGUGACCUUUACGGGAUUUACAGAAGCAGGAUCAUAGCACUGAUGGUGCGUGGAGAUGAGCCUGCUGGCUGCUGCCUGUGUGCGGGAUAAAGCUACACCUUCUGCCCUCACAUCUUUCUACACACGGCCAGAGGCUUCGACACAGUUUCCUAGCGUGGGGGUGUGGUCAGGGGGCUGCAAAGAGACACUUGAAAUUGCAGUAACAUUGUGAGCUGGCUCAAGACAAACCAAUUAAGAUGUAGAUAGGAAUUAAUUUAAAAGUUUUUCUUUAAAGAAAAAAAUAAACCACCUCAUUUUCAGUUAACAUGUGCUGUUAAAUAGAUAACAUCCUGUGGAUUUAGGGAUAUUUUUCCAGCCAGAAUGGAUCCAGAAGAAUUGAAUGGUGCUUAAAUUGAGAAAUAAUAAAUAUAUCUAUAUAGACUAGACAUAUCCCACUGUAUA
Molecule: messenger RNA, 5058 nt
Organism: Budorcas taxicolor (takin)
Lineage: Eukaryota; Metazoa; Chordata; Mammalia; Artiodactyla; Bovidae
Gene: GARRE1
Product: granule associated Rac and RHOG effector 1
Exons: 13
Coding region: 729-3941 (1070 amino acids)
Biological process (GO): Rac protein signal transduction
Molecular function (GO): CCR4-NOT complex binding
Source: RefSeq, a predicted model, not a curated record